GAGCUGGUUUCUUGUUCGUCAAGGUUGGGAAAAUGGCGGCUGCUUCUUUGGGCACGACAAUCUUUUUACUACAGAUCGCCCAGCACCAGGGAUAUAUUAAAAUCAACUGGACGCUGGUGGAGAAGAGUCUUAAUAAAGCCAAGUCGGAAAUGCGAAGUGAAGCGAAGAAACGCUAUCCGGGAAUCUUUGCAAAUAUGCAGAAGUUUAUGCAAAAUAACAUCAUUUUGGCCACAGCAUUUGCUGGUGGUUUCUUCUUUGGUGUGGCAAUUUGAGGCUUUUCUCCCUACCUGGUAUUUCGUCCACACUCUUUAGUAGCCAGGAAUGACCUUAGCCACUGCCACGUUGAACGUUGAAUGGAAGACUCCUAGAAGUGUGACCUAGUUAAGUAACGAGGAAUCCAAAAUCUCCUACUACUAAUCUUAGGAUAUCUCCCAGAAUAACUUAUUUAUCAAUGCCUCAAACAUUUACUUAUCAUUGUUCAGCUGGUACACACUAUUUGUUUGUAAGAGAGGUUGGGAAGUUCCAUGUGUGCAUGUCGUAUGUCAGUUCACAGGUGUUUGGUACUGUAGUCACAAUAGCCUGUAGUACAAUGUAUACAGACCUCAUGUGGUGAUACAGAUAGACACCUGUAACGAAUUUCUAUUAAAAUUGUGCUACACAACAAAAUGCUGUUGUAUUAUUAUAGGAUAUUAAACAAGCAUCCAUUCCGUAUCAUGUUUAUGUCGUGAGUGAAAUAAUUUUCAUUUAUGACAAGCUUUAGCGAGUUUAAUAUCCUAUUUAUUACCCAUAAUCAGUCUUAAUUUAUAUCACUCAGCUCGUUUGGUUGACAUUCCUGUAAGGUUGUAGUGCGCCCAUCGAUGAUGUCACGAAGUGUUAUAUCCCACUUGGCGUUCUAGUGGGAGGUAUCACUUUGAUAUGUACAUGUACCAAGAUAUAUUCAAUCAUAUGGGUAAUAAAAUACAUUAUUAACUUGGUUUAUUAUGCUUAGUUAAUAAACGUCAUACACAUGUAUAUAUGUAAUGAUCCAUACAACACCAAGCAGUAUGUCUGUGGAUGUAACACAAAAAGCCAAAAGCCAAACCUAAGUACAGGACAUGGAUCAUUUAGAAGUAUGUUGUCACUAUAACACCAAGUGUCUGUGGUCUAUGUGUAUGUGUGGUUCGACAUUAGGGUCUUCUACUUGUAGAUCUUUUGUAGAUUUCUAUGCCCUACUUGUGCUCUUUUUUUUUUACUUUUUUUUGUCUAUCCAAAUGAGAUGUGAUUGUCUCCCAUUUUAAAAUGUUUAUAUUGGAAUUUCGAAUUUAUAGAUAUUUUUUGUGUGUUAUUUUUUUUUUUUUUACUUGUUUCUUUUGUAAGGCCCACUUUCUAUUAACAUGAUUCCUCACUGAUUGGGGGGUAUUGUCCCCUACCCCCCCCCCCCCCACACACACACACGCACACACACACACUCGCUAAGUCACUGAUUCCGCAUACAAUUUGCUGUGCAUGUUUUUGUUGUUGCAGAAAUUCGCAUUUUUGUUUUACAAACCUUUUACUAUACAAAAUUUGACAUUGUCAAGUGUACUUUUAAGCCAAAGUAAAUACAAUAUUCUUCAUGUUGUGACGUCAUCACGAUAAAAAAAAAUUGCGAGUGUAAAAAUCACUCUUUGGUCAACGGUUUCUUUGUUUUUCAGCAAGCUGAUUGCUUGUUCUCGGAAUCAGAUACAUAGAACAGUUGCAGUGUAUAUGCACUCUUUGGUCAACGGUUUCUUUGUUUUUCAGCAAGCAUGAUUGCUUGCUCUCGGAAUCAGAUACAUAGAACAGUUGCAGUGUAUAUGCACUCUUUGGUCAACGGUUUCUUUGUUUUUUAGCAAGCUGAUUGCUUGUUCUCGGAAUCACAUACAUAGAACAGUUGCAGUGUAUAUGCACUCUUUGGUCAACGGUUUCUUUGUUUUUCAGCAAGCUGAUUGCUUGUUCUCGGAAUCACAUACAUAGAACAGUUGCAGUGUAUAUGCACUCUUUGGUCAACGGUUUCUUUGUUUUUCAGCAAGCUGAUUGCUUGCUCUCGGAAUCACAUAUAUAGAAAAGUUGCAGUGUAUAUGCACUCUUUGGUCAACGGUUUCUUUGUUUUUCAGCAAGCUGAUUGCUUGCUCUCGGAAUCACAUACAUAGAAAAGUUGCAGUGUACAUGCACUCUUUGGUCAACGGUUUCUUUGUUUUUCAGCAAGCUGAUUGCUUGCUCUCGGAAUCACAUACAUAGAAAAGUUGCAGUGUACAUGCACUCUUUGGUCAACGGUUUCUUUGUUUUUCAGCAAGCUGAUUGCCUGCUCUCGGAAUCACAAAGAUAGAAAAGUUGCAGUGUACAGGCACUCUUUGGUCAACGGUUUCUUUGUUUUUCAGCAAGCUGAUUGCCUGCUCUCGGAAUCACAUCCGUAGAAAAGUUGCAGUGUACAUGCACUCUUUGGUCAACGGUUUCUUUGUUUUUCAGCAAGCUGAUUGCCUGCUCUCGGAAUCACAUAUAUAGAAAAGUUGCAGUGUAUAUGCACUCUUUGGUCAACGGUUUCUUUGUUUUUCAGCAAGCUGAUUGCUUGUUCUCGGAAUCAGAUACAUAGAACAGUUGCAGUGUAUAUGCACUCUUUGGUCAACGGUUUCUUUGUUUUUCAGCAAGCUGAUUGCCUGCUCUCGGAAUCACAUACGUAGAAAAGUUGCAGUGUAUAUGCACUCUUUGGUCAACGGUUUCUUUGUUUUUCAGCAAGCUGAUUGCUUGCUCUCGGAAUCACAUAUAUAGAAAAGUUGCAGUGUAUAUGCACUCUUUGGUCAACGGUUUCUUUGUUUUUCAGCAAGCUGAUUGCUUGUUCUCGGAAUCAGAUACAUAGAACAGUUGCAGUGUAUAUGCACUCUUUGGUCAACGGUUUCUUUGUUUUUCAGCAAGCUGAUUGCCUGCUCUCGGAAUCACAUACGUAGAAAAGUUGCAGUGUAUAUGCACUGUAUCAAAACAUUGGGGGAGGGAUUUAGCACAGUCGGUUGAGGGAUCUGUUCAAUUGAUUGCAUUUUUCUUGUUCCAACCAGUGUGACACAACUGGUCAAAGGAUGUGGUAUGUGCUUUCCUGUCUGUGGGAAAAUGCAUAUAAAAGAUCCCUUUGCUGCUAAUGGAACAAAAUUAGCCGUUUUCCUCUGAUGACUACGAGUCAUAAUUACCAAAUGUUUGACAUCUAAUAUCUGAUGAUUAAUUGAUCAGUGUGCUCUAGCGGUGUUUUUUUUUUUUUUAAUCCCACUGUGGACAUUAAUUCCCCCAUUUAUAGAUCUGCUAGAAGUGUGCACUGGUGAGCACACACAGAUCACUAAAGUACUAAUCAAAAUUAUACCCAGGUGAU
Molecule: messenger RNA, 3352 nt
Organism: Gigantopelta aegis
Lineage: Eukaryota; Metazoa; Mollusca; Gastropoda; Neomphalida; Peltospiridae
Product: FUN14 domain-containing protein 1-like
Exons: 3
Coding region: 33-272 (79 amino acids)
Biological process (GO): autophagy of mitochondrion
Cellular component (GO): mitochondrial outer membrane
Source: RefSeq, a predicted model, not a curated record